UUAAAACCUUGUGGGAGAGGAAGGCUGGGAGGGCUAGUUAGCAGGUUAGAGAGAGAGAGAGAGAGAGAGAGAGAGAGAGAUGAAUGCGUUGAGAGAUUUACAGCUUCCGCUAAAUCAAACGCAGAAUAUUAGGUUACAGAGAGCUCUGCAGCAGCUUCGGGAAUUAGAUUCCAAAGCCAGUUCCUUAUCUUCUGUUACUGUCGCCGACACCAUCCCUGUUAACCACGAAGACGGCGUUGUCAAGGGGCAUGGAACUUCUGAGGUUGAUGGUGAAGUGGUUGCGACUCUAUGCGGAGUAGUGGAGCGAGUUAACAAGCUCGUCUACAUCCGUACUUUAAGGGCCAGGUACAAGCCGGAGAUUGGAGAUAUCAUCGUGGGGCGUGUCAUUGAAGUUGCUCCAAAGCGUUGGAGACUUGAGAUCAAUUUUAGUCAGGACGCAGUCUUGAUGCUUUCCUCAAUGAACUUGCCUGAUGGUAUCCAGGUAAAACAUCAAUUUCCUGUGUCUUCUAUAGUACGUGGCAGUGUAGAUAAACUUUAUGUAAUACAAUGACUGGUUACUUAACUUUUGUUAGAGGGUGGCUAUUUGAAUCUGCAGUCCUGCAUUAAGAUGUUUGCAACAUACAGUUUAGUAGUCACAGUUAUUAUUUCUUUAUUCUUCUGGAAAAAACCAUCUAAUCGUUACCACACUUGGUUACAAAUAGGUAUCAACCUCUCUUUUUGGCGCAUUGUUUUAUGCUUUAUUUCUCCAAAUCAUAGAUAUCACGACAUCGCUUAGACGCCUUAUUGGGUUCAAGGGGACAACAUGCCUUGCUUGAUGCAAGAAAGGAGACCGUCUUGGAUGCCUGGGAGGCAUUGCCUUGUUGAUGGCACAUCUUAUAUUAUACCAGUGUUUUGACUCUUCAUUGGUUUAAAUUAAAAUUUUUUUUUAUUCUUUGUUUUUUUCUUCUAAAUAUGCUUAUAUUCAUAAUUAUUUAAUUCGGAUUUGGGAAUUAUUCGGAUGGAGAAUUAUUUGGAAUAAUUUGUUUUAGUAAUUCAACAAUUUGGUCAAAAUAGCGGUAAAAAAAGCGGGGAUAAUAAAAUUCGGGUUUGGGUUCUGGAAUUAUUCGUUUACAAAAAAAAAAAAAAAAAAAAAAUCUGAUUGUUACCACACUUGGUUACAAAUAGGUAUCAUCCUGUCUAUUUGGCGCAUUGUUUUAUGCUUUAUUUCUCCAAAUCAUAGAUAUCACGACAGUGCUUAGGCUCCUUAUUGGGUUCAUAGGGACAACAUGCCUUGCUUGAUGCAAGAAAAGAGACCGUCUUGGAUGCAUGGGAGGCAUUGCCUUGUUGACGGCACGUCUUAUAUUAUACCAGUGUUUUGACUCUUCACUGGUUAAAUUUUUUUUUUUAUUCCUUUGUUUUUUUCUUCUGAAUAUGCUUAUAUUCAUAAUUAUUUAAUUCGGAUUUGGGAUUAUUCGGAUGGAGAAUUAUUUGGAAUAAUUUGUUUUAGUAAUUCAAUGAUUUGGUCAAAAUAGCGGUAAAAAAAGCGGGGAUAAUAAAAUUCGGGUUCGGGUUCGGGUUCUGAUUCUGGAAUUAUUUGUUUACCAAAAAAAAAAAGAUCGGACAAAA
Macadamia integrifolia is the source of this 1605-nucleotide messenger RNA. RefSeq names its product exosome complex component RRP4 homolog. Gene Ontology annotation, cellular component: nuclear exosome (RNase complex); cytoplasmic exosome (RNase complex). Bases 80 to 550 code for a protein of 156 amino acids. Gene Ontology annotation, molecular function: RNA binding. Gene Ontology annotation, biological process: exonucleolytic trimming to generate mature 3'-end of 5.8S rRNA from tricistronic rRNA transcript (SSU-rRNA, 5.8S rRNA, LSU-rRNA); U4 snRNA 3'-end processing; nuclear polyadenylation-dependent rRNA catabolic process. The transcript has 4 exons. NCBI's taxonomy places the organism in Eukaryota, Viridiplantae, Streptophyta, Magnoliopsida, Proteales, Proteaceae. The record is from RefSeq and is a predicted model, not a curated record.